Temnothorax curvispinosus is the source of this 604-nucleotide messenger RNA. Its product is annotated as 40S ribosomal protein S28-like. The coding region runs from base 98 to 295 and encodes 65 amino acids. The transcript has a single exon. The record is from RefSeq and is a predicted model, not a curated record. Lineage: Eukaryota; Metazoa; Arthropoda; Insecta; Hymenoptera; Formicidae. Gene Ontology annotation, cellular component: ribosome; cytosolic small ribosomal subunit. Gene Ontology annotation, molecular function: structural constituent of ribosome. Gene Ontology annotation, biological process: translation; ribosomal small subunit assembly; maturation of SSU-rRNA.
AGCGAUCUGCACGUUCAGUGCAGCAUUGCGACACGCACGAGAGAGCCGUUUUGCGUGUGCGAUUGUGCGGUGAGAUAAGGAGCCGCGAAUCGAGAGCAUGGAGAAACCCAUAGUGAGAGCGAGAGUGGUGAAGGUUCUCGGUAGAACGGGAUCUCAGGGACAAUGCACGCAGGUCAAAGUGGAAUUCCUGAACGAGCAGAACAGGCAGCUUAUCAGGAAUGUCAAAGGUCCCGUGCGCGAAGGGGACAUUCUGACGUUGCUGGAAUCCGAACGAGAGGCCAGGAGACUCCGCUGAACCGAAGGAAACAAUUCGUCGCGUGCUUGAUGGAAGAAAACUGGUGUGACGCAUCAAAAGAGCGGAAAUUAAAUAUUGAUAUUCUGACCGCAAGCACGUCGACGAAGACGAGGAGGAAGGAGCUGCGACUGGUUCUUGCGUUUUAUCACGUCUAUUUUUAAAUUUUGAAACAAUGUACCAAACAAAGAAAAAAACACAUGUGUUCUAUUUAUGUUUGCGAAAAGUGGAAUUUGCUUAUUCUCUGUUAUAGCCUCUGUUUUGUCUUUCCACUUUUAGCAUACCAAUAAAUUACAGUUUAUAUAUAUAUCA